CUGUCUCAUACACUGAUGCUUAUAUCCUCUUCUUCCUCCUCGCAUUCGAUCGGAUCACGAGCUUAGGGUUUCUCCGCUUACCUAAACCCUAGUUCAUAACCGGAUCCCCUCCAUGGAGGACGAAGCCGCUCUUCGCCAAUCCCUCCUCCCCGAAGCCGCCCCCAAGCUCCCUCCGCCUCCCCCUCCCUCUCGGAGCUCCUCCCUCGGCCCCUCCCGCCCCCCAUGGGGCGGGGACUACGGCCUCGGAAGCGAUGACCGGAGGUUCGCGUUCUCUCGCCAACACUCCCUUCGCCAACCCGAUCUCCGUUCCCCGAUCCCCGCGGAGAGGACCCGAUCCUCGCGGCCCUUCCUCGGGCGGAGCGAUUCGAGCAUCAGCAUGCCCCCCGUGGAGAUCGACGGGCUCGGGCAGGGUUUCGGCGAUCGGGGCGUCACCGAGAAGCUCACGGCGAUCGGGAUGGUGUCGUCGUUGGUCAAGGCUGUGAGGUUCGGGAAUCGGCCGAUGAAGCGGCUCGCUUUGAUGAUCUCGCUAAACGUGGCGUACUCGACGGCGGAGCUGUUGAUUGGCAUCUUCACCGGCCGUGUAGGCUUAGUUUCAGAUGCUUUCCAUUUGACAUUUGGUUGUGGACUCUUAACAUUUUCCUUGUUUGCUAUGGCUGCUUCUCGAAGGAAGCCUGACAAAGUGUACACUUAUGGGUACAAGAGAUUAGAAGUCUUGUCCGCAUUCACAAAUGCUCUGUUUUUGUUGUUUAUGUCAUUCUCAUUGGCUGUUGAAGCGCUCCAUGCAUUUAUACAAGAUGAAUCUGAGCACAAGCACUACCUAAUUGUCUCUGCCGUGACGAACCUUUUGGUGAAUCUACUCGGCGUUUGGUUCUUUCGGAGCUAUGCUCGUGUUAAUAUCGUUUACAGGAAAGCCGAGGAUAUGAACUACCACUCUGUUUGCUUACAUGUUCUUUCGGAUUCAAUUCGUAGUGCAGGUUUGAUCCUGGCAUCGUGGUUUCUAACAUUAGGGGUUGAGAAUGCGGAAGUCUUGUGCUUGGGGCUUGUUUCAGUCACAGUUUUCAUGGUUGUAUUGCCGCUGUUCAAGGCAAGUGGCAGUAUCUUACUGCAAAUGGCACCUGCAAGCGUACCCCCUUCCGCCUUAAACAAAUGUUGCCGACAGAUAUCCGCUCUUGAGGAUGUAUCCGAAGUUUCUCAAGCUCGGUUUUGGGAACUAGUACCUGGAUACGCCAUUGGCUCACUCUCCAUUCAGGUUAAAAAAGGAGCGGACGACUACUCGGUCCUUCAUUAUGUGCAUGGCUUGUGUCACGAUUUGGGCAUACAGGACUUGACGGUUCAAACCGAGUUUUCCUAGUACCAAUUUUCAGAUCUCCUUUCGAAGGAUACAUAGAAGAAUGCGAGUAAGUGGGUUAUAACCUAUUUCAGUAUUUUUUCUUACUGUUAUACUGCUAGAGCCAUUGUUAUUAAGAGUGUAUAAUUAGCCUUAGUAGUUAAAGUUGGGGGGUUUCAAUUUCCCCUUAUUUCAUAAUUUUGUGAAUAUAAUUGAUGGUGGUAAUGCCCUAUAUGGCUCGAAUCGAAGAAACAUACGCCAAUUUUCAUUUAAAUCUUUUCAGUUU
Molecule: messenger RNA, 1613 nt
Organism: Ananas comosus (pineapple)
Lineage: Eukaryota; Viridiplantae; Streptophyta; Magnoliopsida; Poales; Bromeliaceae
Product: metal tolerance protein C2
Exons: 10
Coding region: 113-1351 (412 amino acids)
Biological process (GO): intracellular zinc ion homeostasis; zinc ion transport; transmembrane transport
Cellular component (GO): Golgi apparatus; membrane
Molecular function (GO): zinc ion transmembrane transporter activity
Source: RefSeq, a predicted model, not a curated record